This is a messenger RNA of Gongylonema pulchrum, 546 nucleotides long. NCBI's taxonomy places the organism in Eukaryota, Metazoa, Nematoda, Chromadorea, Rhabditida, Gongylonematidae. The record is from the annotation of a GenBank genome assembly.
AUGAUGAAAGCUCUUAUCUUCCUUGAAGCGGUGUGCCUUACUGCAUGCAUAGCUCAACAACCUUCGCCUUCGGCACCGCCAGAUCAUGGUCCGAUUGGAUUUAUACUACGUUCUCCGGAACAAAAAGUGUUUUCCCACAUGGGCGAUCGACCGGAAUUUUUGCCACCGUUCCUGCAAAAGAGUACUCCGGAAGCUCGACAGCAGUUCUUCGAUAUUGUUAAAAAUGGCUCAAUUACCAUUGAUGGCAUGCAGGAGAAGUUGAAGCAAUGGCUCAAUUCGCAGAACGAUCAAGUCAAGGUGCACCUUUUCUAUAAAAAUCAAACACUCAUACAGGAUGUUCCGGUGUUAAGUGGACCUCUCUUUAUUUCUUUCAGUAUUCGAAUUUUGAUAAAGGUGUGGAAAAAGCGGGACAAAGUCGCUGCUCUUGUCGCUUUGACGUGUUCUGCGCUAGCUACCGUGUUGAUACUCAGUGAACUGAAAAAGUGGCUGGCUGCAGCGAUCGUUAAAAAUGGUUCAUGUCAAGGGAAUAAUCUGUGCUAUCGUUAA